AUGGUAAUACAUAGAAAUAGAAAUAUUGGCUCUGGUGGCAGUAGCACAGUUGGAGCAAUAAGUUAUGAUAAUGAAGCUAUCAAAAAUGCUUUUCGCUCUCGAGCCGAAGCGGGACACAGUUUUGAUGAAGAUGUUCAAAAACUAGUAGGAACCUUUAAUAAGGUAGCCGAAAUGAGUGGAGCAAUUGCCAGUUUAAAAGAUUGUAGUAGUUCGGAAGAAUUUUUAUCUCACAAAAAUGCUUUACUGGCUAAGUGUAAUCAAGCGAUUAAUGAAAUGAGUUUAACCACUAUUGAAAACGAAGAUUAUACGGCUAGUUUUUUAAGCCCUUAUAUCACUGCUUUUACUAGUGAUUUAAGAAGACAAAUGGAUGAGAUAAAUGGACUUAAUUAUGAAGAACUGGUGCGAUUGGAGGCUUUACAGUUAGAAGAAAAUAAAAUCAAGGGUGAAAUAGAAGAUGCUUACCGUAAGUAUAAUGAGACUGAUGACCCUGAUGAACAAGAAGAAAUACUUAUUGCGACCAAUGUUUAUGAUUAUACCCAGUCAAUUAAUCAACUAAUUAGCAUGAUGGAAGGAAAAACUGAUCCUAAUACUCCAAUUCCUCCUAAUACAACUCCUAAUUCUAAUGGUUCUGGUUCUAAUCAAACACCGACAGAUCCAACCACUCCAAGUGGAGGAAAUAAGCCAAAAAAGUCUUCUCAAACUCCCUGA
Ambispora leptoticha is the source of this 708-nucleotide messenger RNA. The record is from the annotation of a GenBank genome assembly. Lineage: Eukaryota; Fungi; Glomeromycota; Glomeromycetes; Archaeosporales; Ambisporaceae.